This is a messenger RNA of Phragmites australis (common reed), 1701 nucleotides long. Its product is annotated as zinc finger A20 and AN1 domain-containing stress-associated protein 9-like. The transcript has 4 exons. The coding region runs from base 1000 to 1485 and encodes 161 amino acids. The record is from RefSeq and is a predicted model, not a curated record. Gene Ontology annotation, molecular function: DNA binding; zinc ion binding. NCBI's taxonomy places the organism in Eukaryota, Viridiplantae, Streptophyta, Magnoliopsida, Poales, Poaceae.
UCGUCGACGCGAACCCAACCGGAAAAAGGAAAAAAAAAAAAGGAAAAACUUUUCCGUGGGAGAGGAAAGUGUCGUGCCGUCUCGGUCUCGCCCCGCCCACAGGUUGGUGCCGCCGCUCGCCUCCUCUCCUCUGUCCCGAUCCGAUUGCCCGCCAGACGCCGCCGCGGGCCGAUCUGGGGCUCCGUGCAAGGUUGGUGCUCUCGUGAUUGGAUCAGCGUGUAGUGAUUGGAUCCGCGCGAAUCGGUUUGACUGGUGUGGUCGUGUUUGUUGCUUGGUACUAUCGGAUUUGUGUGUUUUUUUUAGGCUGGGAGACGAUGUGAGGCAGUCGAUUUGGCCUUCAGAAACAGCGGAGGAGUGUGAAGGAUUCCGAAUCUGCUCGUGUUUGAUGAACAGUUUGAUGGUUGCCGGCGGAUGGGGGAGUUCAUCCAGGCCCGCAGCCUGCUGGUGAGACGCCGCGCCGCGCAUGGUUGCUUGUGGCCUCUCGCAUCACAUGUGAACGUCGUGCCAAAUCAUGAAGCAUGUGCGGCUGGCUACAUGGAGAAGAUAUGCUAAUAAGGAAGGUUUCUUCUUGGCCCUUGCGUCGAGAUGGAUAAAGCAGCGAGCUUUCUUGCCGUGCCUGGCAUAUUAAGCUAUGAUGAUGCGGAGGGGUUAUGGCACGAGGUUUCGUGGUGAGCAUGGCAAGGACAAUUGCUUAGGCGUGUGGUUGAAAGUGCUGGUUGACUGCGUGAAUUGUGUGUAUCUGGGUGAUAGGGAUUCCGGGUGUAGAUUGCUUCGCCCGUUUGCUGUUGGUUGUCUGCCUUGCGCCAGUGGUGCCUAAGCAAUCUUUACUUGCGGGGGAAACAAAUAGGAGUUGGCUUCAUGCUAAGAUUGUGUGAGGAAAUUGAUUAACCAAAGGUGCAGAGGUUCAAUAUGUAUAGGCUAAGGAUGAGAAUGAGAUAGAAGAACACUGGUCCUGCAGAAGAAAAUCAGCUUAUACUGAAGACCAGCCCAUCCGUAGCAAUGGCACAAGAGAGCUGGAAGCAGGAGUCCCACGCCCCUGAUGCCCCAAUAUUGUGCAUAAACAACUGUGGUUUCUUCGGCAACAGCAUGACAAACAAUAUGUGCUCGAAGUGCUACAGAGACUUCAUUAAGUUGAUGGAAACGGAUGCCCCUGUGGUGGAGAAGAAGGUGAUUGCGGCAGCCUCUUCUUCCAUGACACCAUUUGAGACAGCGAAGCGAGGUGAUGCGCCCGCAGCCAUUGCCAUUGCAGCUGUGGAGGAGAUGCAGGCAGCACAGGAGCCUCCAAAGCCACCCAGCAACAGAUGCCUGACCUGUCGCAAGAAGGUCGGGUUGACUGGUUUCCAGUGCCGCUGUGGCGGAACCUUCUGCUCCAUGCACCGCUACACCGAUUCCCACAAGUGCACCUUCGACUACAAGAAGGUGGCCGAGGAGCAGAUCGCCAAGCAGAACCCUGUUGUGAUAGCUGAGAAGAUCAACAAGAUCUGAUGGAUGGUCAUGAGAGGAUCAUCGUUUAAUUCAUAUUCUUGGGUGCCCGGCUCCAAGAUUACUUCACUCAAUAGGUUCCUUGAGGUCUGCUGGUUUAGUGUGCUAGGGUCUCAAUUGUGUCUAUCCUUCUCCUGUAUCAUGGUUUAAUUCUCUCGAUUGUGUAAUAAUGUAAAUAGAUAUCUUCAAACUGUGUAAUAUAAUCCUAUUUCUUUUCUA